AUGGCUCACCAAGAUGUAGAGACUCCAGUUGGGGAUGCCAAGUUCCUAGCAGAGACCAAUGCUACUUCUCAUGAUCCAGAACGCCAGGUGGCAGGCCUGGGUGAUCAAGAAGACUACCCUGUCGAACGGGUCGAAGCCGUAUACAGGAAACUUGAUCUUCGCAUCAUCCCAGCUUUCUGGGUGCUGUACUUCUUAUGUUCCGCCAUCCGUUCAAACAUUGGCCUAGCGCAAACUAUGAACAAAUCCGCCGGCCAUGACUUGAUGAGUGUGCUACAUCUGACUGCCAAGGAUACUUCGACGGCUUUGACGUUGUUCUAUGUGGCCUACGUUCUGUUCGACUGUCCCUCAAACUUGGUCAUGAGCAGGCUCAGCCCCCGGGUCUGGAUGGCUCGCAUCGUCUUUGCUGUCGGUGUCAUUGGUACCUGCUUUACCGCCGUCAAGGCAGCAUGGAGUGUCAAACUACUACGGUUUCUCCUCGGAGUGGUGAUCGCUGCAACUCCUGAAGCCCUCAAGGGAGAGGAUGCCAUCGUUCACUACCACGAUUUGAAGAGAGUGUAUCACCCUCGCCCCUGGACACUCAAGGACCUUGGCUAUGUCCUGAUUGACUGGCGGCUAUGGCCCCUAACAUUGAUGUACUUUGGCGUUGUUGGUGUCGGAAUCGGUACCCAACUCUAUGGCAAUGUCAUCAUUGCUUCCAUCAAUUCAAGCUUCACUGGGAUUCAGAUCAGUCUGCUUUUCGCUCCUAUCUGGCUAAUGGAUUUCGCUGCCAUCCUUCUCGUCACGCCAAUUUCUGAUCGAUUCCAUCACUAUCGCCCUUUCUUCUUCUCCGCAGCGGUCUGCAUCCAAAUUGCAGGGUUACUGACAGUCACCUUUGCAUUGUCGAACCCGUGGGCCAGAUACGGUGGACUUCUCAUGAUCGGCUUCGGACUGGGCCCUACGGUCCCCAUCUGCAUGACGUGGACAAACGAGAUCUUCCAAAGACGCCAUGGUGAAGUCGGCGUUGCUGCUGCGUCUGCCCUUGUUUCCGGGCUCGGCAACCUCGGCAGUGUGACAACGACGUACGCUCUUUACACAGGCUGGCCAGAGGACUCUGCACCGGGGCCACACAAAUACCGGAAGAGCAACCUAGUCAUGAUCGGAAUACUUUGCAUCAGCAUUCUAAGCAGCUUCGUCAUGACUGUUUUGCUCAAAUUUUUCGGAAAUAAGCCAAGUCACAAGAUCAUUAGUAGCGGAAGUUCUGCCGUCGACUCUGUUGAUGAUUUCCAGGACGGCGCAGCUCGUCGUGAGCUCCAGCAACGCGGCUUUGGCCGAAUGUGGUGGAACAGGAAGUAG
Messenger RNA from Phaeoacremonium minimum UCRPA7, 1332 nucleotides. RefSeq names its product putative vitamin h transporter 1 biotin symporter vht1 protein. Gene Ontology annotation, cellular component: membrane. The transcript has 6 exons. Gene Ontology annotation, molecular function: dethiobiotin transmembrane transporter activity; solute:proton symporter activity; biotin transmembrane transporter activity. Bases 1 to 1332 code for a protein of 443 amino acids. The record is from RefSeq and is a predicted model, not a curated record. NCBI's taxonomy places the organism in Eukaryota, Fungi, Ascomycota, Sordariomycetes, Togniniales, Togniniaceae. Gene Ontology annotation, biological process: biotin import across plasma membrane.